Messenger RNA from Artibeus jamaicensis (Jamaican fruit-eating bat), 1524 nucleotides. It is a transcript of the gene ARRDC1, whose product is annotated as arrestin domain containing 1. Lineage: Eukaryota; Metazoa; Chordata; Mammalia; Chiroptera; Phyllostomidae. Gene Ontology annotation, biological process: protein transport. The record is from RefSeq and is a predicted model, not a curated record. The transcript is spliced from 8 exons. Gene Ontology annotation, molecular function: ubiquitin protein ligase binding; ubiquitin-like ligase-substrate adaptor activity. Gene Ontology annotation, cellular component: cytoplasm. The coding region runs from base 38 to 1309 and encodes 423 amino acids.
GGCAGUGAGUGACGGUGCGGCCAGGCCCGCGGGCGGCAUGGGGCGGGUGCAGCUCUUCGAGAUCCGCCUGAGCCGCGGCCGCGUCGUCUACAGCCCCGGGGAACCGCUGGCAGGGACCGUGCGCGUAUGCCUGGGGGCGCCGCUGCCUUUCCGAGCCAUCCGAGUGAGCUGCACAGGUUCCUGCAGGGUCUCCAGCAAGGCCAAUGAUGCUGCGUGGGUGGUGGAGGAGGGCUAUUUCAACAGCACUCUGUCGCUGGCUGACAAGGGGAGCCUGCCCACUGGAGAGCACAACUUCCCUUUCCAGUUUCUGCUUCCUGCCACCGCACCCACGUCUUUCGAGGGCCCUUUUGGGAAGAUUGUGCACCAGGUGAGGGCCACCAUUGACACGCCACGCUUUUCCAAGGGUCACCAGUGCAGCUGUGUCUUCUACAUCUUGAGCCCCCUGAACCUGAACAGCAUCCCAGAUAUUGAGCAACCCAAUGUGGCCUCUGCCACCAAGAAGUUCUCCUACAAGCUGGUGAAGACGGGCAGCGUGGUCCUCACAGCCAGCACAGACCUCCGAGGCUAUGUGGUGGGGCAGGUGCUGCGGCUGCAGGUGGACAUUGAGAACCAGUCGGGCAAGGACACCAGCCCUGUCAUGGCCAGUCUGCUGCAGAAAGUGUCCUACAAGGCCAAGCGCUGGAUCUACGAUGUGCGGACCAUCGCGGAGGUGGAGGGUGCUGGUGUCAAGGCCUGGAGACAGACGCAGUGGCAAGAACAGAUCCUGGUGCCUGCCCUGCCUCAGUCUGCCCUGCCAGGCUGCAGCCUCAUCCACGUGGACUACUACCUACAGGUCUCCCUGAAGGCGCCUGAAGCCUCCGUGACCCUCCCGGUCUUCAUCGGCAAUAUCGCUGUGAACCAAGCCCCGCUGAGCCCCCGGCCAGGCCUUGGGCCACCUGCUGGGGCUCUGCCCUUGGUGGUGCCCUCUGCACCGCCCCAGGAGGAAGCAGAGGCAGCUGCUGGCCACCCCCACUUUGCAGACCCUGCUUCCCUCAUCACCCAGAGCCAUUUGCAGCCGCCACUGCCUGGCGGUGCUGAUCCCUGUCCUCUGGACGGCAGCCCUGCUUCCCACCCUGUGCCCCCUACCUUGUGCAUCUCCACAGGUGCCACCGUGCCCUACUUUGCAGAGGGGUCGGGAGGGGCAGUGCCCACCAUUGGUACCUUGAUUCUCCCCCCAGAGUACAGUUCCUGGGGCCACCCCUAUGAGGCUCCUCCGUCCUACGAGCAGAGCUGCAGCGGUGCGGACCCGGGCCUGACCCCAGGGAGCUGACCCUGAACCGAUCCGCCUUCUCCAGGCGGGCUGACCUUUGCUGUGGGACUCAGGGCCUCGUGCCUUCACUCCCAGCCUGGCCUGGCCUACUCAGGACUCUUCACGCCCUGCCGGGCCCUCUUCCUCCCCUGGGCCUCCUCUUUGGCCCCCUGCAGUCGGCCUCUCCUAGCAGCAGGGACUGGACGGACAGGUGUAAAUAAAGCUCUUCAUUUGUA